Messenger RNA from Calliphora vicina (urban bluebottle blowfly), 1479 nucleotides. RefSeq names its product Sulfotransferase 1 (gene St1). Bases 1 to 1014 code for a protein of 337 amino acids. The record is from RefSeq and is a predicted model, not a curated record. Gene Ontology annotation, biological process: sulfation. Gene Ontology annotation, molecular function: sulfotransferase activity. Lineage: Eukaryota; Metazoa; Arthropoda; Insecta; Diptera; Calliphoridae. The transcript has 3 exons. Gene Ontology annotation, cellular component: cytoplasm.
AUGCCACAUUGCAGUUUUCAAGCAGAAAGCAUUCCAUUUAAGGAAAUCGACAAGCUGGCUAUCUCAGGCGGUUAUUCGGCAUUUUUUCCAGUUUCGGAACCAUCUGUUCAAGUAGUUGGAGAAUGGAGUAAACGUUACUGUUCGUUGGCAGAUACAUUUAAGCCAGUUCUUGAUCGUGUUUACAAUUUUAAUGUUCGUGAAGAUGAUGUUUUUAUAGUGACCAGUACAAAAUGUGGCACGACGUGGGCUCAAGAGAUGACGUGGCUUAUAAUGAACGAUUUUGAUUUUGAUAAAGCUAAAACUAUUGACUUAACAAUAAGAUCGCCGUUUUUGGAAUUUAAUGGCGUUGUACCAAAUGUUCCCCAUGAUACAAUUAAAACAGCAAAUAAUUUAAAAACACCUCGUCUGCUAAAGUCACAUCUGCCCGCAAUGCUUCUACCACAACAAAUUUGGACUAAAAAACCAAAGAUCAUUUAUGUAUUCCGCAAUCCAAAGGAUGCUGCCGUCUCAUAUUUUCAUCAUUGGCGUGGAAUGGUUGGUUACAAAGGAUCCAAAGAAGAUUUUGUGCAAUCAUACAUAGACGGUCAUGUCAACUUUAAUCCAUUUUGGCCACAUGUUUUGGACUUUUGGCAAAUGCGAAACAGUUCCCAAGUAUUUUUCACAAGUUAUGAACGAAUGAAGUGUGAUUUAUCAGCGGUAAUUAAGGAGGUUUGUCAAUUUUUGAAUAAGGACAUUACCACUGACCAGCUGUCACAGUUAGUCGAACAUUUGUCAUUCGAUAACAUGAAAAAUAAUCCAGCCUGCAAUCAUGUCAAAGAAUUCGAAAGUAUGAAAGCUGCAUCCGGACGUAAAGUUGACGAAUUUAGGUUUGUUCGUCGUGGGAUUGUCGGCAGUCAUAAAGAUGAACUGUCGUCUAAUGUUAUACAGGACUUCGAUGAAUGGAAUGAUGAAAAUUUAAUAAAAUAUAAUUUAUCUAUUGAUGAUUUCACUCGCUAUUCAAAGUAUCAGAGUUAGUUACAAUUAAUUACAAUUUAUUUUUAUAACUUAAAAUACAAAUUCGUGGGACCAACGCACAGUGGGUUCGAUGGUACCCAAAGUGGCGAUUAAUUCAUAGAAGCCGUAGUUUUAAAAUAUUAUAUUUUUUUUAUUGAUGAGUUGUUAUAAGCACAUAAAACACAGCAUUUUAGAAAAAAAGGGUAAAAAAAUAUUUUUUUAACCCUUUAAGCGCAUUAUUGUUUUUUUUGGAAAAAAAGACCUUUGUUCACAAUUUAUGCUGUAACUGCUGUAAAUUAUCAAAUUAUAAAUUUAUUCUAUGUAUUUAUAUUAGUAUAAAUUUAAUUUAAAAUCCAAUUUUUGUUUUACACAAAAUUGUAUAAAUUUACAAAUUUUUUUUCAAAAAAGUUUCAAAAGAAAAUAUUAUAAUUUUUUAGUAAUGAAUAAUUAUAAAUAAAUAAAAACACAGCAUUUUAGAAAAAAAAA